Molecule: messenger RNA, 1729 nt
Organism: Tribolium castaneum (red flour beetle)
Lineage: Eukaryota; Metazoa; Arthropoda; Insecta; Coleoptera; Tenebrionidae
Gene: Dlic
Product: Dynein light intermediate chain
Exons: 6
Coding region: 144-1571 (475 amino acids)
Biological process (GO): microtubule cytoskeleton organization; microtubule-based movement
Cellular component (GO): cytoplasmic dynein complex; centrosome
Molecular function (GO): dynein heavy chain binding
Source: RefSeq, a predicted model, not a curated record
UUUAAUUAAACGCUAAUGUUUUUUGCAUUAAAUUUUUUUGUCAAGUGAGUCAUCCCUCAAGGACACUAACGUCAGCUUGUCAAGUCGGUUUACAGUUCAUUGCAAGCAAAACCCGUUAUAAUUUUAAGGAAAAAGUGUUGAAAAUGCCGGAAGAAGUUGCAAAACCGACCGAUGAUAGCAAAAAGAACUUAUGGUCCCAAAUUUUGAGUGACGUUCAGAACAACGGUAACCCGAAAUUGCCCUCUUGUAAGCAAGUUCUGGUCUUGGGGGACAAUGAGUGUGGCAAGACCACGAUUGUUGCGAAGUUGCAAGGGGUGGAGGACCCCAAAAAGGGGUCAGGGCUGGAGUACGCCUACAUUGACGUCCGGGAUGAUUACAGGGAUGAUCAGACCCGUCUCAGCGUAUGGGUGCUGGACGGCGAUCCGGGGCACACUGAUCUCCUCAAGUUCGCCCUGAAUGAAGAGACAUUCCAGCACACCCUCGUGAUACUCACUGUGACCAUGACAGCGCCCUGGAGCAUCCUCGAGCAGCUACAACACUGGGCAUCUGUCUUAGCCGACCAUCUUGAUAAGUUAAAACUGGACGUUGACUUGCGCCAAAACCGGCGUCAACACAUCGUGAAGAUGUGGCAAGAGUACGUGGAGCCGGGGGACGAACUUGACCCGGCCUCCCCUAUGAAGCGGAGCUCCCGGAAUUUUGGGGACGGGGAGGACGGUCUGGAGGAGCAAACGUCGUUGCCGGAAGGCACCUUGACCAAUAAUCUGGGAUUGGAUAUUGUGGUUGUGGUCACAAAGACUGAUUAUAUUCAAACUUUGGAAAAAGAGCACGAUUAUAGGGACGAGCAUUUGGAUUUUAUGCAACAGUGGAUUAGGAAGUUUUGUCUUCAGUAUGGAGCAGCUUUGUUCUAUACGAGCGCAAAGGAGGAUAAAAACUGCGAUUUGUUAUACAAGUAUCUGACUCAUCGCAUUUACGGUUUUCCGUUCCGGACGCCAGCUCUAGUUGUGGAAAAAGACGCAGUUUUUAUACCGGCCGGUUGGGAUAACAUGAAUAAAAUCCGAAUCCUGUACGAGAAUUUGCACACUUGCAAGCCUGAUGAUUACUUCCGGGACAUAAUCGUGCAGCCUGCGACCCGAAAGACAAUAAACCGCGAAACCGAGCUUUUGGCCGAAGACGAGCAGGCUUUCCUUGCACGCCAACAGCAAAUCCUCUUCGCUGGCGGUAACAACCUCCAAGGGCCGCGUCUCGGGGAAACCCCCAUACGGUCGUCACCGCUCGGAAAAGCAACGGUAAGAACAAGUCAAGGCUCCCCAAAGAAGUUGGAUGGGUCCAAGGUCGUCAGUACGCCGGGUGGGGAAGGGGUGUUGGCGAAUUUCUUUAAUUCGUUGUUGCAUAAGAAAACCGGGUCGAGUCCGGGGAAUUCCCUAGUGAAUAAAUCAGGGGGGCCCGAGUCGUUGGAUAAGGCGACUAUGCGCUCCGAUGCUGCAGCUGAACUGGACCGACUGGCCCGCGGGGGCAAGAAGUCGGGGCCCGCCAGUGGAAGCGGAGUCGAUUUUAACGCUUCCGAUUGUUAAUUUAUUUUGUUGUUUUUUACACUGUUCUGCGAUAUAAUUUAACUAACUGUACUAUUACGAAUAACUUAUUAUUAAAAAAAACCGGGCCUUAUGUCCGGUUUUAUCAAUUUUCUAAUGCUUUAAUUCUUCAAAGAAGUGUAAUAAACGUAUCUAUAGUC